Messenger RNA from Lodderomyces oxycetoniae, 1680 nucleotides. Its product is annotated as GIT1. The transcript has a single exon. The record is from RefSeq and is a predicted model, not a curated record. Gene Ontology annotation, molecular function: transmembrane transporter activity. The coding region runs from base 1 to 1680 and encodes 559 amino acids. Lineage: Eukaryota; Fungi; Ascomycota; Pichiomycetes; Serinales; Debaryomycetaceae. Gene Ontology annotation, cellular component: membrane. Gene Ontology annotation, biological process: transmembrane transport.
AUGGCCACAAGAGAUUUACCAAAAUCGUUUGGCGAUUUUUGCUUUGGAUGGGUAGGUCGGAUCAGAGAUGAAAUGACUAUAACAAAAACCCAGGACGAGUUGAUGAAACUUGACAAAAAGGCCAAAUUGCAUAGUGAUACCACUAGCGAUGAAUACACCAAAUAUGAAGAUGAAGACGACGAAGAUUAUAUAGAGACGAAAGUUAAAGUAAGGAAUUUAUGGCCUGCAUUUGCCUCUGGUGCCGGGUUGUUUUCCGAUGGGUAUGUCAAUAACGGUAUUAGUACUGUUUUAUCAGCAUUGAAGAGGAUUUAUGGUGAUGAAUUUACCAAGUCCAAUGCUAUCAAUAAUAUUGGAUCUAUUGCUUUUGUAGGUACUGUUGUUGGACAGUUAUCUUUUGGUUAUAUAUCUGACCGUAUUGAGAGAAAAGGAGGUAUGAUGGCCGCUAACAUAAUGUUGAUUGUGUUCACUUUGCUAUGUGCUGUGGGAUCGUGGGGUGUGACUGUCCAAGGUUUCUUUGCAUGCUUGACUGUAUGGCGGUUUUUCCUUGGUGUAGCUAUAGGAUCAGAAUACCCAACAUCGUCUGUGAUAGCUUCUGAGUUUGCCAAUCAAUUACCAUCGGGCCACAGGAACAGAUACUUUUCCUGGGCUACAAAUACCAUGAUCGACUUUGGGUUUGUUGUUUCAAGUUUCGUGCCAUUGGUCUUGUUGUGGAUCUUUAGUGAGCGUCACUUGAGAGCUGUAUGGAGGUUAAGUAUUGGUUUAGGAGUGGUGCCGCCAUUAAUCCUUUUCUUUAUUAGAUUGAAAAUGACAAAUUCACAAUCUUUUCAAAAGUUACAUAUGAAGAGGGUAAACUAUAAAGAUUAUCCAUGGUGGUUGAUAGUAAAGUUCUACUGGUUUAGAUUAACUAUUGUCUCACUUAUUUGGUUCAUUUACGAUUUUUCAGUGUAUUCAUUUGGUACUUUCAACACCAUCAUUAUUGGAGAAGUUUUACCAAAUGGGAAAUUGUGGCAACAGUGGGGCUGGUCUGUUGUUUUCAACUUGUUCUAUAUGCCUGGUACAAUCCUUGGUGCUGUAGUCAAUGACUACUUGGGUCCAAGGUUUACUUUGGCCUUGGGUGUUGGUAUCCAAGGUAUUAUUGGUCUUGCUAUGUCAGCAUGUCUUAAUUCCCUUAGAAGGCACAUUGCUGGAUUCGUUGUAGUGUUUGGUAUCUUUUCGACAUUUGGUGAGUUUGGCCCUGGUAAUAAUACAGGGUUAUUGGCAGCAAAGACUUCUGCAACGCCAAUAAGAGGUCAAUACUACGGUAUUGCAGCUGCUACUGGCAAAAUUGGUGCAUUUGUAGGGACUUGGGUAUUCCCAGCCAUACAAAAACACUAUGCUUACAGCGAUGAACUAGCAUUGAAAGUUCCCUUUUAUUUGAGUUCGGCACUUUGUUUGUUUAGUGCACUUUUAACUUUAUUUUUUGUGCCACCAGUAGGACAAGACGCGGUCGAUAAUGAAGAUAAACUCUUCCUACAAUACUUGACAGAAAACGGAUUUGAUAUUAGAAAAUUAGGUGAUGUUACUGAACAAAAUUUACAACAGACUGGUGAUGCCUUGCCUGAUAUUGUUGAUGAGAAUUUUGAUUCAGAUGAUGUUACAAAAAAGGAAGGUAAUGUUAACAUCCAAACCAAGAAUGUAUAG